UUUUUAUUUUUAGUAGCGUCAAGCGUCAGCGCGUGUUGCGUUGGUUGCACUCGAUGAAUGAGUGAAGCGCAGACGAUAAUUAAUCUGGGAUUCCUGUUUACAUAUAACGCUUGCGAAUAGGUAUACAGUCACACGUGCCGCAGGCGGUCGAAUCGAGAUGUCAGCCUCGCUGGAGCAAAUGUCGGCGCUGUCGCUCGAAGACGGUGGCGACCACGCAAGCACGGAGCCCGACUGCGACGUCGUCAAUCCUUGGAACGUCGUGAGCGCUUCUACGACGGGAAUCGACUACGACAAGCUCAUAGUGAAAUUCGGGUCGUCUAAAAUGACGCAAGACCUCGUGGAUCGGGUAGAAGCACUCACCGGCAAGAAGGCGCAUCACUUUUUACGGAGAGGAAUUUUCGUAUCGCAUAGGGAAUUCAACGAGAUACUCAAUAUCUACGAGCAGAAGAAGCCGUUCUACCUCUACACUGGGCGGGGACCGUCUUCGGACGCCCUUCACGUCGGCCAUUUGAUUCCGUUCAUCUUCACAAAGUGGCUGCAGGACACGUUCGACGUUCCGCUCGUCAUUCAGCUGACAGACGACGAGAAGUUCCUCUGGAAGGACAUGACUGUAGAGGAGGCAGAGAAGAUGGCGCACGAGAACAUCCGCGACAUCGUUGCCUGUGGAUUCGACCCGGCCAACACAUUCAUCUUCACCGACUUCAAGUAUACCGGGCAGUGCCCCGAGUUUUACAAGAACAUAGUGAGGAUUCGGCGCAGCGUGACCUUCAACCAGGUCAAGGGCAUCUUCGGCUUCGGAGACAGCGACUGCAUCGGGAAGAUUGGCUUCCCCGCUGUGCAGGCCGCGCCUUCCUUCUCCUCUUCCUUUCCCUUCAUCUUCGGGGAGCAGUCGAGAGUGCCGUGCCUCAUUCCCUGCGGCAUCGACCAGGACCCUUACUUCCGGAUGACGCGCGAUGUGGCGCCACGGCUGGGUUUCCCCAAGCCGGCGCUGCUCCACUCAGUAUUCUUCCCGGCGCUACAGGGCGCCCAGAGCAAGAUGAGUGCCAGCGACCCUAACUCUUCCAUCUUCCUCACAGACACGCCCGCCCAGAUAAAGAAUAAGAUCAACAAGUAUGCCUUUUCGGGGGGUGGCGCCACGGUGGAGGAGCACAAGGAGAAGGGAGGAAACUGCGAUGUCGACAUCUCCUACCAGUACCUGCGUUUCUUCCUCGAGGACGACGAGCGGCUAGAAAAGAUUCGACAGGAUUACACCAGCGGGGAACUCCUCACCGGAUUCCUCAAGAAGGAGCUCAUAGAGGUGUUGCAGAAGCGGAUUGCGGCCCACCAGGCAGCCAGGAAGUUGGUCACGGACGAGGUCAUAGCCAAGUUCACUACGCCUAGGCCACUGCAGUUCAAGAGGCAGUAGAACUGUAGGCAUGUUGCUUUACUUUUCCAAGGGAUAAAGUUUUUGAAUUUCA
Ixodes scapularis (black-legged tick) is the source of this 1457-nucleotide messenger RNA. RefSeq names its product tryptophan--tRNA ligase, cytoplasmic (gene TrpRS). Gene Ontology annotation, biological process: tryptophanyl-tRNA aminoacylation. Gene Ontology annotation, cellular component: cytoplasm. Gene Ontology annotation, molecular function: ATP binding; tryptophan-tRNA ligase activity. NCBI's taxonomy places the organism in Eukaryota, Metazoa, Arthropoda, Arachnida, Ixodida, Ixodidae. The record is from RefSeq and is a predicted model, not a curated record. Bases 158 to 1405 code for a protein of 415 amino acids. The transcript is spliced from 8 exons.